Scophthalmus maximus (turbot) is the source of this 3090-nucleotide messenger RNA. RefSeq names its product solute carrier family 6 member 16a (gene slc6a16a). NCBI's taxonomy places the organism in Eukaryota, Metazoa, Chordata, Actinopteri, Pleuronectiformes, Scophthalmidae. Bases 371 to 2458 code for a protein of 695 amino acids. Gene Ontology annotation, cellular component: membrane. Gene Ontology annotation, biological process: sodium ion transmembrane transport. The record is from RefSeq and is a predicted model, not a curated record. The transcript has 12 exons.
AGUGAGUGAGUAAGUGAGUGAGAGAGAGAGAGAGAGUGAGAGAGAGAGAGAGAGAGACCGUUCUGGGGAAGGGCAGGUCGGCCCCUCCAGUUCUCCUAUUGGCUGCAGGCGCAGUGAACGUCUCCUUGGCCUCUUCUUGGACUCGGGGGUCGACGCCGUCCGUUCCGACGCAACAAGCGUGGCCACGGCCAGUCGUCACCAGCACCUGGACGAGCCUCGGUCUCUCUUCUAGAUGCACGAGGCCGCGAAUGGUACCAAAACCCCAAAAAGGAAGUUCAGAGUCCGAGUGUAAAAGUAGCCUUGUCCUGAGACGCAGCCAGCACCAGGAGCUGCUGGAAACUCGACUCCUCCGUGGGAGCGCGCUGUCAGCAUGACGGAAAAGCCUUCUCUGGAAGGCAACGAGGACCGAGCCUGGCUGGGUGAGGGCCAGUCCGAAUCCCAGCUCACAACAGGUCCAGAGGAAGUGGAGGAAAAUGGUGGAGACCGGCCCGCGUGGGACUCUAAGAUCCAGUACGUGUUGGCCCAGGUGGGGUUCAGUGUGGGCCUGGGGAAUGUGUGGAGGUUCCCGUACCUUUGCCACCAAAAUGGAGGAGGAUCCUUCAUGUUAUUGUAUGUUUUUCUUCUCCUGAUUGUGGGAGUUCCACUGUUUUUCAUGGAGCUGGCAGCUGGCCAGUGCAUUCGACAGGGCAGCAUCGGUGUGUGGAAGCACAUCUCCCCAAAGCUGGCAGGCAUCGGCUACUCCAGCUGCAUGGUCUGUUUUUACGUGGCUCUUUACUACAAUGUCAUCAUUGCAUGGAGCCUGUUCUACCUGGGUAAUUCUUUUCAGUAUCCUCUGCCGUGGGAGCAGUGUCCAAUCGAUGUAACCACUAAUGACACAGUGAAAGAAUGUGCGGGCAGCUCCCCGACGUCAUACUUCUGGUUCCGGAAAGCCCUCAACAUCACGAACUCCAUCCAAGAGUCCGGAGAGUUGAACUCCAUCAUGACGGGCUGUUUACUGGCUGCUUGGACAAUUGUCUCUUUGGCUAUGAUCAAGGGCAUCAAGUCUUCUGCAAAGGUGAUGUACUUUUCCACAGUCUUUCCCUAUGUGGUGCUCUUCAUUUUCCUCAUCAGAGGGUUGAUGUUGGACGGCGCGAUUGAAGGAAUCACAUAUAUGUUUUAUCCCAAACUGGAAAUCUGGGCUAAUGUGCAGGUGUGGCGACAGGCUGCCACACAGGUCUUCUUUGCACUCGGUCUGGGCUACGGCUCUGUUAUCGCAUAUUCCUCCUACAAUCCAUACCACAACAACUGCCACAGGGACGCGCUGAUGGUCUCUGGCAUCAACUUCAUGACGUCUGUGCUGGCCUCGCUGGUGGUUUUUGUUGUGCUGGGUUUCCGCGCCAAGAACAUUGCUCUGCGCUGCGUGGCUAAUAAUCUUGAUCUACUAAGCUCAUCAGAUGGAUCUGACCAGCACUGGUGGCCUUGGUUCAACAUGUCAGACCCCAGCUCUGUGUCCAUAGCGGAGUACAGAGAGUGGUACGGUCACUACAGCUCCAUGGCCGGCUCUAACAUCACUGACUGCAGUCUGGAGGAGGAGAUGAAUAAGGGCAUUGAGGGGACGGGCCUGGCAUUCAUAGCAUUCACUGAGGUGAUGGCCUUCUUCCCAGCCAGCCCCUUCUGGUCCACAUUGUUUUUCCUAAUGCUGCUCAACCUGGGCCUGAGCACCAUGUUUGGGACCAUGCAGGGAAUCCUCACACCGCUUAUGGACAAUUUCAGCUUUUUGGGGCGCCACAGGACUUUGCUCACUGUGUCCAGCUGCGCUUUGGGCGCCUUGAUAGGACUGUUGUUCACCCAGCGCUCGGGCAACUAUUUUGUGACUAUGUUUGACGACUACUCUGCAACCCUCCCGUUGGUCAUUGUGGUCAUUUUUGAAACCAUUAGCGUGGCGUGGGUUUAUGGAACUGAUCGCUUCCUGGAUGAUAUUGAAGUCAUGCUCAAGUGGCGCCCUCCAGUGGUGUACAAAUACCUCUGGAAAUAUGUCUGUUUACUGGCAAUGGUUGGUCUUCUGGCGGCCAGUUUGCUGCGCAUGGUCUUCAAAAGUCCCACAUACACUGCCUGGAAUCAAAGCACAGCGUCUGAGAUGACUCUCGAGUACCCUGGCUGGGCCCUGGCUAUGAUCGUCACUCUCAUUCUCCUUGCCAGCUUGCCCGUGCCCAUUGGCUACAUCCAUUACACGUGGAAAAACCGCAGGGUCCCUAACUCUCUCUCCAGCGAGGGAGGCGGCCAGGAGAUGCACCGCGAGUUGUACACCAAGUGCGGCUCCGCUGAGCAGCCGGAUUCCGGCGCCCACCAACGAGUCCCCCACGAAGAAGACGAGGCUCAUCCCAGGACUGCCUUCUUGCCAAUGGGCAGCGAACACUACCGGCUCCUGCCCCAGCAGGAGGACGAGGACGAGGACGAGGAGCAAGACACGGGAGUGUGAGCGCAGCUGAAGGAGGGUCCUUGUUUGAUGGUGAACGAAAACAAAAUGUGGAUCCUCGGAGAGCCCGUUAGCGAGACCCUGCAAGAGAGAGAUGGCAAAGUGGAGGGGGGACAGUCAUAGAUGUUAUUUAUCCGAGGAUGAGUCUCUGGGUUCAUCCAAAAGACUCAUCCUGUUCAAGCAAGCUCUAUAUUGCUGACGAGCCAAAGUUGUUUUUAACUAUUUAUAUUGAUAAAGUCACAUUAGCAGUCCAUUUAAAAGCUUUUUAGAUUCUAUAGUUAUGAAAUGAUGACCUCAGCUCCUCCUCCUACAUCCCUCCAUUCAGUGAAAAUGAUGAUGAUGAUGAUGAUGAUGAUGAUGAUGAUGAUGAUGAUGAUGAUGAUGAUGUGUAUGGGUUUGAACGAAAACAUUCUACCAUAAGAAACUGUGACGUGUGUGUGUGUGUUCUGAAUCAGUUUGAAUGUAAAAUGAGAGAUGUCAGUUAAAUAAGUUUUAUUUUACUAUAUAUUGAUAUCAUUUUACCUCAUAAAAGCACAGUGAUGGUUUUUUUUUCUUACCUGUGUUCACUCGGUGUUGAGUGUAGCAGUAGUGUUGUACUUAGUUGAGGACUUCAAUAAACCUCUAGAUGGCAGUAA